Molecule: messenger RNA, 3997 nt
Organism: Capra hircus (goat)
Lineage: Eukaryota; Metazoa; Chordata; Mammalia; Artiodactyla; Bovidae
Gene: GXYLT2
Product: glucoside xylosyltransferase 2
Exons: 7
Coding region: 509-1768 (419 amino acids)
Biological process (GO): protein O-linked glycosylation via N-acetylgalactosamine
Molecular function (GO): UDP-xylosyltransferase activity
Source: RefSeq, a predicted model, not a curated record
CCCAUCUGUGGACCCGUGCCUCCCUCCCUCCACCCGUGUCAAGUCCAAGGGAGGCUGUGGGCUGGAGGGACAAACUCCAAGUUCACCCCCGGGCUGCCCACUUUUAUGUCUUACCUUGCUGGAAAUGAAAAAUCGUCUUCUUGGAAUCCUGUUAACAGCGCAGUGCUAGUCAUCACGUACCUUUUGGAAAGCAAAGUGUCAGGGGAAAUGAUUGGCAUGUUACAUUCUUAACUGUCCGGGCAAAACCAUAUAUUUUCAUUUUUCCAAAUUUGCGUCCUUUGUUUAAUUUCUCAAAAGCCAUCGUGAUGCAAGAAUGCUUUAUCUAACUCUCAUAUUUCACUGGAGAUUUUUUUUUAAACCAAAAACUUAGAUCUGAUUGAGUUGGAAAAGUUAGAUUUUUGCAAAGUACUGGCUGUUUCUUAUUGAACCUCGAAUUGCCCUGUGCUUAGAACAGAAGAGCCACUCUACCUGAGGGUGUUAAAAAGAAGUGUUCUUCUAGGAGGGAGUGAUGCGUGGCACGGGAAAGACAGUGGGGGUUUCCUUGUUAUUCCUUCUUUUUCAGACGCUUGUAUGGUCAGAGUCCUGCAAGGAAAACAUCUUAGCCAUCAAGAUUCUGUUUGAUAUCCCCUUUCUUUACACAGAGCUUAACCCGCCACAGCUUUUCAUCAGAGCGUUUUAUCUUUGGCCUUCUGGUCGCUGGAACGCCUGCAGGAGGCCUGGAGAACUCAGGAGUUUCCAAGCUGAGCUGCCGCCCGAGCUCUGGAUCCACUUGGCAGUGGUGGCCUGUGGCAAUCGUCUGGAGGAGACGCUUGUCAUGCUCAAAUCUGCCGUGCUGUUUAGCCACAGGAAGAUGCAAUUUCACAUCUUCACUGAGGAAUCUCUGAAGCCUGAGUUUGAUAAGCAGCUUCGACAGUGGCCUGACUCAUAUACAAAGAAGUUUGAGCACAGAAUCUACCCCAUCACAUUUUCGGCUGGAAACCCUCAAGAAUGGAAGAAAUUAUUCAAACCCUGCGCUGCCCAGAGACUCUUUCUUCCGGUAAUUUUAAAGGAUGUGGACUCCCUUCUCUACGUGGACACCGAUGUUCUCUUUCUGAGACCUGUUGAUGACAUCUGGAAGCUUCUGAGGCAGUUUAAUUCAACGCAGCUUGCAGCCAUGGCCCCCGAGCAUGAAAUCCCCAAGAUUGGCUGGUAUAGCCGCUUUGCCCGGCACCCUUUCUAUGGCUCCGCGGGAGUUAACUCAGGAGUCAUGCUAAUGAAUUUAACUCGGAUAAGAAGUGCCCAGUUCAAGAACAGCAUGAUUUCAACAGGCUUGGCUUGGGAGGACAUGCUGUACCCUCUCUACCAGAAGUACAAGAAUGCCAUCACGUGGGGAGACCAGGACUUAUUAAAUAUUAUUUUUUAUUUCAACCCAGAGUGUCUCUACGUGUUCCCCUGCCAGUGGAACUACCGUCCUGAUCACUGCAUGUAUGGAAGCAAUUGCAGAGAGGCAGAGCGGGAAGGUGUGUCUGUCCUGCAUGGGAAUCGAGGUGUCUACCAUGACGAGAAGCAGCCAACUUUCAAAGCACUCUAUGAGGCGAUCCGAGAUUUUCCCUUUCAAGACAAUCUCUUUCAAUCCAUGUAUUACCCUCUUCAGCUGAAGUUUUUGGAGACUGUGCACACUUUAUGUGGACGAAUUCCACAAGUUUUUCUGAAGCAAAUUGAGAAAACAAUGAAAAGGGCCUAUGAGAAACACGUCAUCAUCCAUGUUGGCCCCAACCAGAUGCACUGAGUACUUCAUGUUGUCACAAGUCAAUUAGGCAUCUCAUGAACGAGGAAAUAUUCAUCCUCAAGCUGCCUGGGUCUCUUUUAUGUGAAUAUUUCAUGGUGCUCUAUGACAGUUGAGUUUUAAAAGCCUUGUUAAGUGUUGCUAAAUUAGUUGCCCCUAAAAGGAAAUGUGCUUUAGGUUUCUCCUAAAAUGCUAUUUAUCUCUCUGUUGUUUUUUUUUUGAUGGUAUUACUGCUCACUUAACGUUGUUGAAGCAUGUUGAGCUAGCUGUGAAAAGGAACUCUCACGGGCCUUCCAGUUCCCAAGUGUUGGAGACAAUGGCAGUGACAUCUGUUGUGGCGUUUUAUCCAAUUUUCUUGAGACUCUUUCUAUGCAACUGGUUCCCCCCACCCCUUGCUAUAAAAGUGAUACAUGCUUAUUAUAAAGCAAACAAACUUUUAAAAAUUUUAGAGGAAUCUAUAGAUCAGUGGACCAAAAUCAAGAUGAGAUCAGCCAUAAUCCUAUCAACUAGGGAAAAGAUUUUUUAGUGUAGCCUUUUUCCCCCUACUUCUGUAUUUAUUUGCCGCUUGUCUUUUUCCAUCAUAAAACGUAUCUAAAACAGGUAGUCUAAGUAAAGCUUGAACCCUAUGCUGAGAUUUUUAUGUAGGAGGCUAAAAAUUUAGACAAAAUGAUUAUGUUUACAGUGCUUUAUUUAAAAUGUGUCUGGGACAAAGAAGCCCUUCAAGAUUAGGAGACCGCUUGAGAUGAGAUUAAGGGUUUGCAAGCUGUGCACACACCCUAGUCUUGUCAGAGCUCCCACCCUUGAACCAUUGUUAUAAAGACAGUGAAAGUGAAGUCGCUCAGUCGUGUCUGACUCUUUUCGACCCCAUGGGCUGUAGCCACUAAUCAGUUCUUUAAGGCUGAGGCACUUAGCUUUUCAGGCAGGAGCCAGCUAUGUCCUGCUUUGCCUGGCAAAGCAAUAAAGCUAUCCUUUUCUACUUAAAAAAUAAUAUGGCAGGAGCAUUCAAAUUUUAGCUAAUUGGGCAGUGAUAAAGGGUGAAGCAUAUCUGGGUUUUUUGUUUUUUAAGAAAAAUUGUUUGUUGUUGUUCAGUCUCCAAGUCGUGUCCAACUCUUUGCGACCCCAAGGGCUGCAGCAUGCCAGGCUUCCCUGCCCUUCACUAUCUCCCGGAGUUUGCUCAAACUCCUGUCCAUUGAGUCAGUGAUCCUAUCCAGGCAUCUUUUUCCCAGUCAUAAGACAUGUCUAUUCAGCUUCUGAAAGGAGAAAUUCAGUACUGCUGUUAAACCUAAGGAGUCUAUUUAGCAGAGAUGUGAUUUUGUGUUUACCCAGAAACAAAAGCAUUUCAUCUCUUUGGUAGGUGUGGCCAUGUCUUUUUAAACUCUUGGGCAAUAGUUGGAAAUUAAAGGCCAAGUUGGAAUAUAAUAUGUACGAAUAAACAGUUCAGUGGAUUCCAUUGGCAAGAAAAUUCAUCUUCCUACCAGCCUUAGAAAGAUCUCAGUUGGUUUUUUUUGUUUCCUUCUCUAGGGUUAUCUAGCUGUGAGCCAAGGAACCAGGCAGGUCUUAUCACCUAGCUACAGUACAGGAAGUUCUAUAUUCUUUGCCCAAAGGGAUCUAACUUAAUCCCUAGUAGCUGCUAUUAGCAUAAGGGCAUUUUGCAUAAUGCUUUAUUUAUCUCUACCAACAUGUGUAUAAUUGACCUCCUUGAUGUUUGCAACAGCCUAAUGAACUUGGUAGGGACCUGCAUCAUCUGCACUGGGCAAAUAAGGAAAUUGUAAUACAAGGAACAUAUCCGGUAUCAUUACUGUUCUAUAAGACGCAUAGAUAUGUAUAAGAUACAUCCUGUUUUACAGAGAAAUUUUGAGGAACAAAAUUUUUAUUUUUCAUCACAGACAGACAGCUAUCUGAAGGUUUAAAAGGAAAAUGUUUUGUUUUGGUAAUGCAAAUAUAAUAGAUAUCCUAUAUAUUGAAAGGCAAUAGGAUAUCAUAGGGCUGGCUUCCUUGGCAGCUCAGAUGGUAAAGCGUCUGCCUGCAAUGUGGGAGACCCGGGUUUGAUGCCUGGAUUGGGAAGAUCGCCUGGGGAAGGAAAUGGCAGCCCACUCCAGUACACUUGCCUGGAAAAUCUCAUGGACGGAGGAGCCUGGUAGGCUACAUUCCAUGGGGUCACAAAGAGUCGGACAUGACUGAGUGAUGGGUUCUAUAACAGCAGGAAAAGUCUUACCAUGAAAAAAAAAAAAA